Messenger RNA from Paraphaeosphaeria sporulosa, 471 nucleotides. RefSeq lists its product as uncharacterized. The coding region runs from base 1 to 471 and encodes 156 amino acids. The record is from RefSeq and is a predicted model, not a curated record. NCBI's taxonomy places the organism in Eukaryota, Fungi, Ascomycota, Dothideomycetes, Pleosporales, Didymosphaeriaceae. The transcript has 2 exons.
AUGGAGGUUGCAUGGCAAUAUCGGUACAACUCGCGCGACGAUGCGACACGGAGACCAGAUGCUCUGCCAAGCCGCGAGCGCCGAAAUGGCUGCAAGCUAAGCUUGAUCGCAGAUCUUUCUGGAGACGCAUUUACUCGCGGAGCUCUGGCCGUCGGAGCCCCAGUUGCGGAGAAGCGUCAGACUUUGAAUGUCCUCUCUCCUGACGUUGUUGAUCUCCUCAAUCGCCUUGGUCUCUCUGGCCUCUCCCCACCUGCUGGUGGCAUUGUCGACACCCUCGGAAGCGAUCUCAAAAAGCGCCAGAUUCUGAACGACCUCUUCCCUGAAGUUGUUGACCUCCUAAACCGUCUUGGCCUCAGUGGACUUUCUCCUCCUGCUGGUAGUGUCGUUGACACUCUCGGAUCGGAUCUCAAGAAGCGCGCCCCCGUUGGCGGGAUUGUUGAAACUCUGGGUUCGGAUUUAAAGAAGCGUUAG